Messenger RNA from Phlebotomus argentipes, 2231 nucleotides. RefSeq names its product muscle M-line assembly protein unc-89. The record is from RefSeq and is a predicted model, not a curated record. The transcript has 3 exons. Gene Ontology annotation, biological process: establishment of mitotic spindle localization; mitotic cytokinesis. NCBI's taxonomy places the organism in Eukaryota, Metazoa, Arthropoda, Insecta, Diptera, Psychodidae. Bases 190 to 2013 code for a protein of 607 amino acids. Gene Ontology annotation, cellular component: microtubule; spindle.
CUUUUUGAACCAGCACUUGUUUGGGGCGACUGAAAAAUACGGAAGAAAUUGUGGAUUUUGCGCGAAACCAGAGUGCCUCAGAAGUAGUGAGUAAUACUGAAAUUGUAAUAGAGAGUAGCUAAACACGAUUGUGUUGGAGAAUUUCGGAAUAAUUUUGGAGUUUCUGUGAAAAUUGCGAGCGUUUCAGCGAUGGAUGCACGCGACAAAGAGAACAUUCUGGAGAAUCCCACUCCCAGACGCAUGACCAGACUUACCAAGUCGCUCAUGAAUAGAGAUUUGCCGGACAAUGUGACCAUGAGGACGGGCAAAGCUGGUGACAUAGCGAAGCCGGCAGAGACACCGCGAAAGACACCGGCAAAGACCCCGAAGAAGACUCCCAAGAAGAGUGCUGUGAAGGAAACACCUAAGAAGUCUCCGAAGAAGACACCCAAGAAGAGUGCAAAGAAAGACACACCCAAGAAAGCCCUUAAAGACGGCACUCCCAAGAAGACUCCAGAGAAAUCCGGCGAAGAAGUGAAAUCUAUUUCCAAAUCCACAUCAAAGAAGACUCGAUCGACGAAGAAGGAUGAGAUUCAGACUUCAGGUGGAUCUUUGAGGAUCACUCGCUCGCGCUCGAUUCAUGAGCAGUUGACAGAAGAUGAAAAUUCGUCAUCUUGCAAGAAUCUCUUCCCGGAAGAUGCAACAAAGGCAGAGAUAAAUGUUCCGGAGGCCAAAUUGGAAGCAGAAGAUGAAGUUGCGAAGGAAAUUCAUCAGGAGAAUGAUGAGAGUGCUGCAGUUGAUGUGACAGUGACUGUGUUGAAGGAGCAAGAAGAGAUCAAGGCGCCGGAGAAGUUGGUUGAGCUUCCGGAAAAUUGUGAGGAGCUCGAGUUGAAGUCUAUUCCCUUGGAAGUUUUGGCGGAAGAGCUGGAGAAUGAAGAGAAGUUGGCUGAUGAGUCGUGCGUGAUUAUUGAUGAUACUUCCUCGAUGGAGGGAAAGGAUAUCAUGAAGACGAUGGAGAAUAAGAGUAUUAUUGUCAUUCCUGACACUCCCAUGCUGACUGAAGAUAACACAGAUCGCCCAUUGAAUGAGACAUUUUCCGCUGAUGAAGAGGAAGUGCCGAUAAAGACGCCCCUGAAGAAGACUCCAAAGAGACUGAAUAUCGCGAGUACUUCUCAGAAGAUGGUCAACUUUGCUCCUGCCAUUGCUUCGAGUGCUCUGAAGAGUUCAAUCCUGCUGGACAAUAAGAUUAUGUCGCCACUGAAGUCAAUUCGCAAGCGUUCCUUUUCCACCACCGACGUGGAGAGCAGGAAGAUGAAUCACGUGACUUUCCACAGUCCUGCGAACAUGGAGAUCACGGUGGAUGAAAUUGAUGACGGAAUGCGUCCGCACAUUGAGGAGAUCAGGCUGGAGAGGGAGGCGCACAAGGCGCGAGACAAGAAAUUGGCCAAGAGAGUUAAGCGUUCAAUGUCAAAUACCGAAACGGAAUCCGGCAGGAAGCGAGCUUUGCAGUUGUCCGUGCGCAAGACGCCAAUGAAGGCGAGUGGGCAGUCAUCGCUGAUCCUGGGGAAGAUGCCCAAUUUCGGGGCGAUUCAUGCGGCAUCAUUCAGUAACAUGGAGAACUUGGAUGACUACACAAAGAGGAAGCUGGAGAGGGCGAAGAAUUUGCUGGGUAGCAAUGGGAAGCCACUUUACACGUCCACGGUGAAGAAGAACACCAGUGUGGAGAUGCAGGAAGCUAAGAAGGAGGACAAGAAGGAAGACAAUCAAAGCAAGAAUGCAGAGCCGAUUGCUGCUCCAGGGGCGGCGAAGAAGGUGGCGAAAAUUGUGCCCUUGCAGGAGGGUGGGAGCAAAGCGGCACACGUGGGAACUUCGCGACCCCUGAAGACGGUGGAGGAGCGUCAGCAGAAAUGGCGUUCAAUGCACAAGUCCGGGCGCCAUGACAACCAGGGUGAGAAGAAGAGCGCAAUCCUGAAGGGGGUGCGCAGCAACCGACGCUUUGAUCUGCUGAUGAAGUUCAGGGAGUCGCAGAAUUGACGCGGUCGCGGAGUCUAUAUAUGUACAACAGAAUUAUGGGUAUGAUUUGGACUCCUCCGCUCUCUUGGAUGGGUUGGAUUUUUUCCCAUGCAUGCACACGCGCGCGCGUGUGUGUGUGUGUGAUUUUUUGUUCAAUGGAAAACAUUUUUUUCUCCUAUUCUCUCACACCUUCGCGCCCCGUAUGAAGUGCAAUUGUUGCAUUGAGAAGUGUGAGACAA